AUCGAUAAUCACAGUCAAUUUGUCUAUCAAAUACUACUUUACAAAUUUUGUAAAACAAUUCACAACACACUUUUCAAAAUGAAAUUCGUUAUUGUAUUAGUUGCCCUCGUUGCUUGCGCUCUUGCCAAACCAGUCGAAGACAAAAAUGUGGAAGUUGUACGAUACGACAAUGACAAUAUUGGAGUUGGUGGAUACGAUGUGAAUGUUGAAUUAUCUGAUGGACAAGCUCGCUCAGAACACGCUGAAGUAGUUAAUGCUGGUACUGACGAACAAUUCUUACGUGUUACUGGUCAAUUCAAAUACUUCUUCGAUGGUGUUGAAUACUUAGUCAAAUACUACGCUGAUGACACUGGUUUCCACGCUGAAGGUGCUCAUUUACCAAAAGAACAAUAAAUUAGACCAAUUGCCUUUCCCAACUGA
Messenger RNA from Chrysoperla carnea, 420 nucleotides. RefSeq names its product flexible cuticle protein 12-like. The record is from RefSeq and is a predicted model, not a curated record. The transcript has 2 exons. Lineage: Eukaryota; Metazoa; Arthropoda; Insecta; Neuroptera; Chrysopidae. Bases 79 to 393 code for a protein of 104 amino acids.